Tribolium castaneum (red flour beetle) is the source of this 1037-nucleotide messenger RNA. RefSeq names its product mitochondrial ribosomal protein L19 (gene mRpL19). The record is from RefSeq and is a predicted model, not a curated record. Gene Ontology annotation, molecular function: structural constituent of ribosome. Gene Ontology annotation, cellular component: mitochondrial large ribosomal subunit; ribosome. Bases 92 to 967 code for a protein of 291 amino acids. Gene Ontology annotation, biological process: translation. Lineage: Eukaryota; Metazoa; Arthropoda; Insecta; Coleoptera; Tenebrionidae. The transcript has 3 exons.
AUUAUUAUUAGGAUCAUCCAUACGUCCAGUCUUGUUCAAGACCCUCUGUCAAGCCAUACUUAACCUCUACCAUAUCUAUUUUUUUUUGUCAAUGAAAAUGUUGAAAACGGGUGCACACCGGCCUUGUUUUGCCUUAAUUCGGCACUUUAAGGCUUUGCGCCGCCUUUCGACAGCAGCCCCAGAACCCAGCGAGCAGACCCGCCAGAAAUACGAAGCCGCCCGCAAAAGCGUAACCGACCUUCGCCGUAUCUACCCCGAGUUCCUCCCAGACCCCAAAAUCGAAUUCCGAAACCCGAUCCGUGAAAAACUUGAACGCAGUGAUAUGAUUGCUAGACGUGCAAAUAUUGAAAUUCCUGAAUUUUAUGUAGGGUCUAUCCUUGCCGUGACGUUAUCGGACCCCCACACCCCCGGUAAAUUCAACCGAUUUGUGGGGAUUUGUAUCAAAAGAGAAGGUUGUGGCUUGAGAUCCACUUUUAUCCUUCGGAAUGUAAUAGACCAUCAAGGGAUUGAGAUUUUGUACGAGCUGUACGAUCCUACAAUUAAGAGUAUCGAGGUUUUGCGGCUUGAGAAACGACUUGAUGGGGAGUUGUUGUAUUUGAGGGACGCGUUGCCCGAAUAUAGCACUUUUGAUCCCAAUAUGGAGGUGGAGAUUUUGCCUGAAGGGGCCCCAGUGCCGGUCAACGAUAUUAAAGUUAAGUUGAAGCCCCGGCCCUGGGUGGACCGCUGGGAGAGGAAGCAUCUGAAAGGGGUGCAGGAUUUGGAGCUGCCACAGCGGUUCUAUGAUAAGGCAAAGGAGGUGGAUACACCGUGGGAGAAAUACGAUUUAAUGAAACAAUACAUGAGGACUAUUCCAGAGGAAGAGCAACAUGAAAUUUUCUCAGAAUUGCAAACUCACUUGCACAAAUCUGGUGUUACCCAGAAGGUGAAGAGGAAGAGGACUUUUGUCAAACCAACCAAGUUAGCAUAAAUUUGUUUAUUAAGUCAAGAAAGCCAUUUUAUAGCAACAAAUUAUAUACAAUACAAACAAUUAAAUAACA